UUAUAGAUAUACUACGAUUCAUUUACUUAUGACUGGAUUGUGGCCGUACAAACAUACAAAAUUCACCAGAGUGCAUAGGAUCAUUUGCGCCAGUGGUUUUUUCAAUAAUUGUAUUUUGCGGGUAUGGACACUAUAUAAUUUUCGCUAUAUAAAUCUCGCUGCGGUUACCUCGUAAUCGCAUUAAACCUUGAAAAUUAGAUACACUUUCUAAUUUGCAUUUGUUUCCAGCUGCUAAUCUAUAUUAAUACCAGUUUUACUUCCUCAUUGUUUUCGCAUAAUCUGCUUGACGUAGUCAUAUCGUUGAAUUUUUGUUCGUUAUAUAGUACGUUAUGGCACAAGCAAGAUAUCGUAAGUUUCUAAAUCUUAAUUAAACUCUUCUGAAUAUGAUAGCGUAUAUAAAUGCCAUAAUUGUCACUUGUAACCUUUCGAGAAAUACUUGAAUAUUAGAUGUGUAUAAAAGAAACAUCAUUUUUCUCAAGUAUUUCGAAAUAUUUUCCGAUAUUAUACUAUAAACAUAUGUUGAAUAAAUAGGAUUAAAAAAUAAUUUUUUAAUUCUGUCUUUAAUAAAUUAAUCCUCGAAGAGAUUAACACUAGGUUUACGGACGUUUCGUAUAUACCUAUCUCUGCGAGCAAAUUGACGGGUAAACGAAAAUACGCAUUUUUCUUUAAAAAUCGAUUUAUUCAAAUUAAAUCUGAAAGGAACAAUAUUAAGCUUCACGUUUAAAUAAAUUAUUAAUAAAUAAAAAGUCUUUUUUUAAAUUAUCACUAAAAAAAUAACAAUAACAUUAACACUAGGUUUACGGGACCCGCCAAUUUGACGGAUUUCGAACUUCGAAAUGAAAUAUCUCAAAAACCAUAGCAUUAAUUUUAACCAUUUUGUAUCGUAAAUUAAUCAUUUCAUCUAAAGAAUUUAUACACAAAAUUAUUUUUUCCUAGGCUUUUCUAAUUUUUGAAAUCUGUAUGUAGUAUACCUAUCUCUACGAGACCCGUCAAAUUGACGGGUUAGCUGAUUUCAGAAAUAAAUCUUAUAUGUUUGCUUCGUUCGUAAAGUCAUUCCUUCAAUAAUAAAUAUAACAAUGAAAGAAAAGUCUUUACUAAGAUGUCUCCAAUUUGGCAUCUCUCAGUCGCGAUUGAUGUCGAUCUCGAUAACGUAACUUAAAGCGGAUUGUAUGGCCUGAGUGUUUAUUUUCGUCUUCAACGAAAUCGCUUAUGCCUAUGCCGACGAAAUCCCUAAAGCAAGAGACAAACAGACAAAUUUACGCUGAUAAAUAUGGAACAGAUUUAUAAGUAAUAGCCAGGCUUGUUAUAAGGCAUAUGAAAAUAUUUCAAUAGAUGAACAAUUAUCUCUAACGAAAGCCCGGUGCAGAUUUACACAAUAUAUGCCGAAUAAGCCCCAUAAAUUUGGCAUUAAGUUUUGGUUAGCAGUUGACGUCUAAACAAAAUAUAUUUUGAAUGGUUUCCCUUAUAUGGGGAAAGAUGAAACUCGAUGCUCAAUACCGUUAGGCGAGUUUUUAACACUAAAAUUAGCCGAACCAUAUUUACAACGAGGCAGAAAUAUAACGACAGACAAUUUCUUUACAAGCAUCCCGCUAGCUAAAAAAUUGCUUGCACAAAAAACAUCUUUGGUUGGGACCAUCCGGUCGAAUGAAAGAGAACUGCCAAAACCAGCGAAGGAAAAAAAGGACAAGAUGACUUUGUUUUCCUCAGAUUUAUAUAAAUCAGAAAACUGCACACUUACUGUGUAUGAAAGUAAACCUAAAAAACCAUUGCUUUUUACAAUAAAACAAAGUUUGGUGUGGACGUCGUUGACCAAAUGGCACGCAAAUAUAGUGUGAAAGCAGGAAGUUUCCGAUGGCCCCUUCAAGUCUUUUUCAAUAUUUUGGAUUUGGCAGCGAUAAACGCGUGGAUAUUAUAUAAAGAGUGCACCUGAUCGAAAAUAUCCAGAAAGGAAUUCAUAUUUUGUUUAGACAAGGAAUUAGCUGGAGGAAACAAGGAGAACAUUUGCCAAAGAUCAGACGCUUCAUUUCUGUCACCUUCAACGUCGGAAGUGCAAAAAAGUUGCCAAGUGGGUUAUUGCAAAAAAAAUAGAAGUAAUAAUUAUUGUAUAUAUUGCAAAAAGAUCGUAUGCGGAAAAUGCACAAACAACAUUCAGUAUAUUUGUAAAAAAGGUGCUCAAUAGAUAUGAUUACCCUGUAUCGUUAAUGUUAUUGUUAUUUUUUUAGUGAUAAUUUAAAAAAAAGACUUUUUAUUUAUUAAAAAUUUAUUUAAACGUGAAGCCUAAUAUUGCUCCUUUCAUACUUAAUUUGAAUAAAUCGAUUUUUUAAAGAAAAAUGCGUAUUUCCGUUUACCCGUCAAUUUGACGGGUCCCGUAGAGAUAGGUAUACUACAUACAGAUUUCAAAAAUUAGGAAGCCUAAGAAAAAAUAAUUUUGUGUAUAAAUUCUUUAGAUGAUAUGAUUAAUUUACGAUGCAAAAUGGUUAAGAUUGGUGCUAUGGUUUUUGAGAUAUUUCAUUUCGAAGGUCGAAGUCCGUCAAAUUGACGGGUCCCGUAAACCUAGUGUUAACUAUGAAUAUCAUACUAGCUUUGGUGUCACCUAACUUUAAUUAUCUACAAG
This is a messenger RNA of Bombus pyrosoma, 2614 nucleotides long. RefSeq lists its product as uncharacterized. The record is from RefSeq and is a predicted model, not a curated record. Bases 1467 to 1835 code for a protein of 122 amino acids. The transcript has 2 exons. Lineage: Eukaryota; Metazoa; Arthropoda; Insecta; Hymenoptera; Apidae.